UUUAACUCCUUGAAUUUAUUUACUCAAUGCCAGUUUUCUUGUGGUUCGGGUAGUAAUCCUGAAGUCAUUACCUCAGGAGAUCUGCUUCUAAUUUAGCCCCUGUCUAUUCAAUAUCUUUCAGCAAAAUUAUCUUUUGAGCCCUACAAAUGUAGUCAGCACGAUUGGGGCUGCCCAUUGCUGAAAGCAGCACAAAUGGCUGAAAGUAAUUUCCAGUGGACCCAGAAUAGCUUGUUUGGUAUAGUUUAUACAGAAGUAAAUCAUAGGUUAGAAUAACAGCAGCUCUGUAGGAAGAAUAUAUCCAAGGAAACAAAGAUUAAGGUGUACACAAAGUGUCUUGUUACGGACAUGUAACUGCAGUUGGUUAUAGGGAGACAGAUGGAUAAGGACAACCUUGUGUAUGCUAAGAGAAAAUUUCCAUAUCUAGCUAACUUAAAGUUUGAGAUACCCAUCACAAGUAGAUUUACUUGAGUUAAGGUUUCCAUGUAAUCAUAGUUAUAGAUUUCAUAGUUAUAGAUUUUGACACGUAACUUUAAAAAAGAUGUAAUAAGUGUUAAAGAGAGUUCACUAAAAAUCUUAUGGACAAGACAGUGUUAGAUGGUAAAGCGCAGGGAGGAUUGAAUUGGAGAAAUCAGCAGUAUUGGAAAAUGGUUACAUACAACGUGCAUUGUGAAAGCCCCAAGAACAGAGGGGGCAAUGUCGUGGCUGCCAUUGGCUCGUCAGUUUUACUGGAUCCUGAAUAUGGAGCGAAUCUCAGCGACAGUCAGGUUGAAUGGACGUUCAAAAACAGCAGUGGAAAACUGCUUACUAUUUUGGAUUACAUACCAAAUUCUCCAGUACAGAAACCAAAUAAACACUACCAUUCCCGUUUACGUUUUAAUGCAUCCAAUGGAUCAAUAAUGGUAGACAGUCUAAAACCGAGUGACCAAGGAGUAUAUACCAUCACAGUGAAUGGUACCUGGAACAGGAGCAUGGAUCUGAAACUCAUUGAACCACUGGCAGAACCUUUGAUCAAAGCUACCUUUGUGGAUUCCGCUGUUGAACUGACCUGUCACAUGACUGCAGGGAAAGCGAGCUCCAUUCUGUGGAGGAAAGGUCCUGACUUGAUAAGGAAUGGCCAACAUUAUCAGUUAGUACAAAACAACAGCAAGUUGAUCAUUGUUAAAGCCACAAAAGCAGACUGUGACACCUACACCUGCACCGUGGAAAAUAUGUUCAGCAAGAGGAGCGAUGCAUAUCAUCUUAUUUUACACAGUACUCAACUGCUACAUGACUGUGCAAGGAUACUAUCUAUCAUUGCUUUGGCUGCUGCUGCUGCAGCAUUGAUUUGUGAAAUAAUCGCAUUCUUCCUUAAGGUCAAAACAGAAUUUCCAGGUCUUCACCUUCUUCAAAAUCUACUCCAAAUCUUGCAGUUUCUUCUCCUUAGUGGUGCAUUUGGUUGCUGGAUCUACGCUGAAGGGCCCACUGAAACCACAGUGAUCAUAUUGAUGCUUUUAGUACUCCUGUUAGUAGGAGUAGUACCUUCAACUUGGAGUGUGAAGGUCUGUGAUACAAAAAUGUUGAGCAAGAUCUGGAUUGUUAAACCUUACCGUCUGAUCCGAAUGGUUGCUGAGAGUCCCCUGGGUGGAAUCGUUGUGAUCAGUCUGUCAUGCUCGCUGAUUGUGGCUACAGUGAGAAGAGCUGGUAAAGGAUGUGUGCCAUCUGCCGAUCGAAAAUCAAGUUUAAUUCUUGCUGGGGAAGUGCUGUUACCUUUACUUCCGAUAUGCUUUAUAUUUUACAUCAUAUACUGCAACAGGAAGAUGUGGGCCACAGGAAACCAAACGACAAGUAACACUGAACUGAACGAGCCAUUCUUGAAAACCACAGCUGCUGACAUGAGGCUAACUUAAACCCAGAAGUGAACAACUGGUGCUAAUCUAGAAGUGAUUACUUCAAUGAAGCCCUGACCUAAAUUUCGGAGUUUGAACAUCUGCGGACUAUAAGCACUCAGCUCAAUGUCUUUAGCCCUUUAAUAAUUAAGGGUGGAGACUAACCAUACUGUUUCUCUUGUGCACUUUUGGUGGGUUCAAGAACAUCAACUCAUACUCGUGCUCGCAUAGUUUUAUGCGGAACAUGAUAGUCUCUGAUUUAAACAACAUUUUGAAACAGGAAGCAGGAAUUAAGAAGCAAUAGUUAGUGUCAUAAACCAUUCCACCCCUGGGCUAGAAUUAUCAGGAGAAGGUGUGCUACAUGAUGGGCUAGCAUAUGGAUAGCUUGUAGGAAAGUAACUGAUGCAUUGCUUUCUUUGUUGCAUCUAUUAGUUUCAUGUUUAAUGCUUCUGUCCUGUGCACUUUUCACUUUCUCUGCCCAACACAUUGUUGCUCUUCUGCUGUUUCUUGUCAGGAUCUGGUCCAUUCUAUGACACCUCCUUUUCAGCCAACAGCCCCCUUUCUCCUGUUGGUAGGAUUACUGCUCAGCGUGGCCACUGCCCACUUUCCAGUACUGCUAUUCACACAACCGCAGUUCAUCUCACUUCCCAGACUCAGGUGGAGGGUUUGCUGAACCUUUUCAUGUUUCCCUCCAGAAAAGCCCUGUUCAAUCACCUUUAGAUCUUUGCUAUUGAUAUGUUUCCGUGAUUCUAUUGUGUCAUCGGAAUGUACGCCUUUGUUUCUUGAAGAUAUGAUAUUAAUGAACCCUUGGCUGGUUGGAACUGUGCAGAUUGAACUCUGACAAGACAAAAUGCAUUGAAAGGCUUCCACAGUGAUGCUCGGAAAUCAAAUGAAUCACUUUUGGUGGGAGAAGUGUCAAAACAGAGACUUCCUUACAGUUGGAGGCAUCCCAUCGAAAUUUAUCAGUCUGACGAAGACGUUAACAACUUUCAUCCCAGGUUAAAAACUUACCCCUCAACUUUAACCAAAGGGCUCUAAAUCUUAUGUUCUUUCAUCUUCCUUUGUAUUGGACACUAUAUUAACUUUGUACAUAAGUGUGUGCAUGUCUGUCUGUAUGCGUGUGUGCCCACAUGCAAGUGACUGCAUGAAGGCCUAAUGCUCAAAAUCGUUUUUCAAAGAGGUACUUUUCUACAUUUUUAUGGUUAACAAAUCCAGAGGUUGUUGAUUAACUCCACAUUGAUUAUAGUGAGUAAUUACAUGUUUAAUUGGAGAGAGGUAGCCUAAUGAAAAAAAACUUAGAACCUUGUGCGCCCAAUGGAGCAGGUUGCAAAGAGGAGCCAUUUACCCCAUCUCACCCAGUUGUUACAAUGAGUGUUCUGACUUUGGCAGAAACCAGAUAACAAUCAACAACGACUUAGCCUCUCCUCAACUUUCUUCCUCCCUUCUUGGGGUAGCACAAUGGUUAGCACUGCUGCCCGACAGCACCAGGGACCCCAGUUUGUUGAAGGGUCUAGGCCUGAAAUGCCAGCUUUCCUGCUCCUCUGAUGCUGCUCGCCCCACUGUGUUCAUCCAGCUGUACACCUUGUUAUCUCAGAUUCUCCAGCAUCGGCAGUUCCUACUAUCUCUGAAACAACCACUAGAUGGUUCCACACAACUCAAUCUCUGGACAAUUCUCACAUGGAAAUUCCAACGCAGUAAGACCUUAAGAAGUACAGACAAGAGCAGGCCAUUCAGCCACUUGACCCUGCUCUGCCAUUCGAUAGAAGCACAGCAAAUUUGACAUUCUUCAUGUCCAUUUUCCUGUGUUUUUCCCCGUAACCCUUGAAUCACUUACCCAACAAGAAUCUUCUUCAGCUUUAAAUACAUGCAAGGACUCUGCCUCCACAGCUCUCUGCUGCAAGGAAUUGCAAAGACUCACAAACCUCCAGAGGAAAAAAAUACCCUCCUUAUCUCAGUCUUAUAUUGGUGUGCCUUUACUGUGAGACCAUGCCCCAUCAGCCUAGACCGUCCCAUGAGGGGAAAUAUCUUCCCAACAUUGACGUGUUAAGCCCCUUAAGAAUCUGAUAUUUCAAUGAGAUCACCUCUCUUUCUUCUAAACUCCAAUGAGUGGAGCCCCAACCUAUUUAGCCUUUGUUCACAAAACAAUCCCUCUUAUCGUGAGCCUUCUCUGAUCUGCUUCCGGUGAAAUUGUAUCUUUCCUUUUUUAUUAAAGGGGACCAAAACUGCUCACAGUACCUACAUAAGAUAACAAAGUGUGGGGCUGGAUGAACACAGCAGGCCA
Messenger RNA from Stegostoma tigrinum, 4146 nucleotides. RefSeq names its product hepatic and glial cell adhesion molecule-like. The transcript is spliced from 10 exons. Bases 576 to 1886 code for a protein of 436 amino acids. The record is from RefSeq and is a predicted model, not a curated record. NCBI's taxonomy places the organism in Eukaryota, Metazoa, Chordata, Chondrichthyes, Orectolobiformes, Stegostomatidae.